This is a messenger RNA of Debaryomyces hansenii CBS767, 2076 nucleotides long. RefSeq lists its product as uncharacterized. Lineage: Eukaryota; Fungi; Ascomycota; Pichiomycetes; Serinales; Debaryomycetaceae. The record is from RefSeq and is a predicted model, not a curated record. The coding region runs from base 1 to 2076 and encodes 691 amino acids. The transcript has a single exon.
AUGAGUUCGUUGCCAAAUCCGUCACAUCUAGCACUUACGCCUGGAAGGAGGCAUAGACAUAGGAGAUCUGCAGCUAUUUCUGGAGACUUUGACCUGGUUGGACUCGGGUUGUUUUCACCUACAACUUAUACUAACACGCAUACUCUGAGCACACCAAAUAACACAGCAUCAGACGAAAAAGACUACGAAUAUGGGAAGAGUGGUGACGACCUAGAUAGGCAUUUUAAUUUCAAUAACGAGGAUGAUUUUUGCAAGAAACCGACGGGAGACGGCUUUUCAUUCCCAAAUAAAACACCAGACAUGAGUCAGAACAACCAGCGCAGCUUCACAUCUUUUACAUCGCCUCCCAGGAGACCAAAUAACUAUUCCUUGAACUCACCUAUAAGAUUAAACCAUUCUAGAUCGGCUUCUACAUCAGCCACGCCGAAGACCAAGUUUUUUUUAACGGAGGAAACCAAUUUUAAUAAUGAAAAUGUACCGGAUGCAGUAAUUGAUCUUGAUGAAAUCCUAAAAGCUAACACGAAUAUGAGAGAUAAUAAUUCUCCUUCAAUCCCUAUUCACAAGCGUACGCAACUGACUCCACCGGAAUUAUCGGGGCAUGAUGAAUUCUUAGCAUCUCCCUUUUUGAAGCCAGCUUCUAGUCCGUUUAUUUCAUCGCCGUUAUCUUCGAUUAAUAAUCCACUUUUUCAACAACUGAUUAAAGAGCAAACGAGCGAUAAUGAAGAUAUUAAUGACAUUGAUGAAAUCGACGAACUUGAAGAAAUGGAGGUGGCGAAUGAUGACAAUAUUGAUUUGAUGGCUGACCAUGACGAAGAAUUGUUUACAAACCCCCAGCACACUUUGGAGGGUCUCUACUCUAAUUCGUCUGCUAAUUCAUCUUGUUCGAGUUUGCGUUCGUCUAAGGCUAUCGAAAAAACGUUGUCUAACACAUCGAACAAUUCUGGAAUUUCCAGUGGUAGGACGGAUUCUCUACCACAAACGAAAAGGUCUGGUGCUAAAGCGAACAGGUAUCAAUCAUUCUAUGACCAGUCCUUCAAGGUUUCAAACGCGUUGAAGGUAUCUUCAUCUGAGAGCAUCAACAUUGUUAGGUCAAAUAGUAUCACUAUUAGGAUAGCGAAUACGUCCGCUAAUAAAGAAAUAAGAUUAUUAGGUCAUUCCUCAAGCUUACCAAGUCUCAAAUCUAAUUCUCUGAAACGGAUUAAUCCAAAGCCUUCGAGACUUGGAGAUACAAGGGUUGCUGAUAGAUAUGGCGAAAACAGGUAUAAUGAAUCUAGACCUAUACAUUUUGAUAAUAAUAAUGUACCACCCCCUUCGUCAUCUCCUCAGGUUAAAAAUUUAGCCAUGGCGAUAGCUGAAAACAAAGAUGAGACUACUAAGAUCCCAAGGACAGGGGAGAAUCAGCUAGGGCUUGGUAAGAACAAUUCAACUAGUCCUACCAGCAUCACUUCGAACUACACAUCGCUUUCUAUUAAUGGAACUACACCUUCUACGGAGCAUUCAUCGCUUUUAUCGCAACAAGGUGUGAUCAAUAAAUCUGAUAUUAGUCCCUCGAAACAAACUAAUCAGACUAAUAAGACUAAUCUUACUACCCUGGAUUCUGUGCGAAGCAGAACUAGCACAUCUAACACAUCUAUAGUCUCAGACACUAAUGCAUCAAAUGUUUCCAACAAGACUACAGUCACUAAUGAUUCAAACUCAACGCCCCCUGCUAUUGUGGUUAGUUCAGAUCAAGAUAGUUCUCCUUCUACGGACGCAACUUUUGAAGUAAAUGAUGAACAAAUACAAUCACCACCUUCUUCUACUACGAUACCAGUAUCAACCAUAUCUAUGUCCGUCAACCCAUACACUCCACGUCUUCCAUCUCCAAAAGAAGAAGCGUUUCUCAGAGGAAUUGAAAUUCCAUCAUAUAAAAAAUCCAAUGAUUCAUCUCCAAAAAAAAGUGUACACUCGAGGUCAAAAUCAAGUGUAGUAGAUGAGAUGGUAGCGAACAUACCCAAUACUCAUCCGUCAGAUAAUUCGAGUCUAAAACUGAAAAGAAGAAGCAGUAAAAUUAUUAAUUGGUUUAAACGAAGGUAA